Mytilus californianus (California mussel) is the source of this 7333-nucleotide messenger RNA. Its product is annotated as RNA-binding protein RO60-like. Gene Ontology annotation, molecular function: RNA binding. Gene Ontology annotation, cellular component: ribonucleoprotein complex. The record is from RefSeq and is a predicted model, not a curated record. NCBI's taxonomy places the organism in Eukaryota, Metazoa, Mollusca, Bivalvia, Mytilida, Mytilidae. The coding region runs from base 797 to 2407 and encodes 536 amino acids. The transcript has 8 exons.
AGUAUAAUAGUCCAAGAGUUUAUGGUCCAAUGAAUUUGUAAUCUGAGACUACUAUAACACAUGUGUUAUAGUAGUCUCAGUUGUAAUGUAGCAACAAAACGAGCUUGUUUGACCCAUAUUUGUCAACUUCUUUUAUUGAAAUUAUGUAAUAAGUAGGCUAAUACAUUGUAUAUCUCCUUGUAAUUCUUUCAAAAUUCGCAAUGUUUCUGUUUUUCUUCUUCUUCAGUUUCAGAAAACCAUCAACAUACUGAUGUUUACUUUCCGGCGCAUACCUGGUAAAAUUUUUUCAAAUUUGUGUAUUUAUAAAUGUAGUUAAACAUAGAUUGUCAAUUUUUUUGUAUUCCAUAUUUUUGUAUAUUUGUUAUAUUAUUAUUCAUUUUUACAAUUUUUCUUUGUUUUUAGAUUUUUCGUUUUUAUGUAGUUUUUCUAAUAUUUCAUUUUUUAUUUUUAUUUUUAAUUUAAGAUAAAAACAUGAUUAAAGUCACAUAUAGCUCAUCUUUACCUGUAUAAUCCUAACAAAAUACACGAGUUAAAAUUUGUUUGUGAAAAUGUUUUGGACAUCCCAAGGCCAAAUGAAAAAUUUCUGAAGAAACCGACGUAACUAUCUCCGUGCUUAUUCUAGAUGAUUUAUUUUCGAGUAGUCAAGCAAAAUCUUAGCUGCAAAAUAUUGUACCCAUUUUAACAUCUAUACAUAAAUUGAUGACGUUUUUCACGUCAAUAAAGGGUUUGUCUGGCCUGGCUGAGAGCAUCCUCGCAUUCUUUGAAUAGUUCCUCUAUUUUAGCAGCUGGAACCAAGAUGGCUUCAGCUGGAGACGACAAAGAUCUGAAAAGAUGUCGUAGGUUGUUGAAUUACUACACAGAAGGCAGUGUGUACAAGGUAUUGGGUCGUACUUACAGUAAAGAAAACACUGCAUGUCUCGUUCAUAUGCUAGAAGAAAAACGUGGCAAGGAAAUACUAGCAGAAGUAGAAAAAUAUAACGACAAUUGUACCCCUUUACAGAAAGACAUGCUUCUUUUCACUGUAGCACUGUGUAUGAAGUCAAAGGACAUUGAAUUAAAACAGCAUGCUAACAAAACUUUCUUAUUACUUUGUAAAACUGCCAAGGAACUAUUCACAUUUAUACAAUUUCAUAAAAAAUUGUCAGGUGAUACAAAUUCACGAGGAUAUGGACGUUCAUUACGACGUACAUUGAAUGAAUGGUAUAACAGACAAGAUCCCAUGGACCUUGCUAUUUUAGUUAUGAAGGAAUCCGCAUGUGGUGGAUGGUCACACUCAAAUGUUCUUCGCUUAGCACAUAUCAAGGGAAAAUCUGAAGGAACAGCCAUAAUAUUAACAUACUUAGUUAAAGGAAUAGAAGAGUUAAAGAAAUUAGGCGAACAACCUGAGAAUGUUCAGAAAGUUGUAGACUACCUCAAAACCAUCCAUUCUGUACGUACCUCGACUGACGAGCACCAAGUGGCCAGACUCAUCGAACAACAUCACUUAGGAAAACAACAAGUGCUUCCUGCUCUUCUUAACUCAAAAGAGAUUUGGGGAGCUUUGGUAUCUGAGAUGACAGCUGGAGAAGUUUUAGAGAACUUUAACAAACUUGCCAGUGUUGGGUUCCUAGAGAUUGCUCAUGAUGGCAGUAAGAAAAUUGUAGAAAUGUUACGCAGCGAGGAAGUCCUCCAGAAGUCCAACAUACAACCAAUAGAUGUGGUAAUGGCCUUAUCAGCAUAUGAACAUGGUAAAGCAGGGAAGGUGACCUGGAUGAGGAACGAGGCAGUCAUUGAUGCACUCAACUUUGCCCUUGAAUCCACCAUGAAGGUUAAUGAAUCUAACAACGCCAAGUCUACAAACAAGCGUUACCUUAUUGGAGUCCGAGUUGGAUCAAACACGAAAAAAUCCACUGUUCGGGGUACACAGUCACUUCCUUCCCUGGUUGCUGCUUCUGCUAUUGCCAUGGUUACUGCUAGGAAAGAAGACAAGGUCCAGCUAGUUUAUUUCGCAGACAAGGCCACAGAGUUGACCUUGACUUCAGAAUCAUCCCUGAAAGAAAUUACUGAAGAAAUAUCAAAACAGAUUUUAGUUUCGGCAGCACUUCCUCCAGUAGGGACUGGUGAUACGCCAAAGCAACCAUGUGACCUAACUGCACCAAUCAGAUGGGCAACUGAAAACAGCAAACAAAUUGAUGUAUUUAUCAAUAUAACAGAUUCACUUGAUAGAACAGGGGACAUAACUCCAUCAAAGGCACUCAUGCAAUACAGAAAGGAGAUGAAUAUGCCAAAAGCCAAGUUAGUGUCAUGUGGACUUUGUAAUGCCAACAUGAAGACAGCUGACCCUAAUGACCCCAGAAUGAUUGACAUUGCUGGAUUUGAUGCAACAGUUCCUUCUGUCAUUAACAAGUUUAUAUUGGAUGAAUGUUGACACCGUCCACUGUGUUAAAACAGCAAGGUCCAGCAAACUUGCCACAUAAUUCUAGUCCAAGAAGGAUUUGUGGACAACAUAUAGCUUUUUUUGGCACAAUUAUAGUGCUUCCUAAGGUUGUCAGUUGCUUGCCUAUUGUUUUUGUUUCAAGGCAGGAGGAACACAUAUAAUUCCGGCAAAAGUUCUGUGAUGAAAAAUAUAACCCGUCUCUUAGACCAAGUGAACUGUGAACUACACAAGGAAUUUAAAACUUCAGUUGUUAUUUCAUAUAUUUCGAACAUUUUUUGUUUAUUUAUGUUUUCAGAGUCCUUUUUUUUAAGAGGUGAAGUUCCAACAUUUUUUGUGGAAUUUAUGACUGAGACAAUUCCAAAGCAAAUAUUUUAUUGAUUAAUGCAAUGAACAUAUGAUUUGUAAAUUGGAAAUAUUUUAUGCCUUUUUGAUAUUUGAAUAUUUUGUUUUUAUUUAUUUAUAUAUCAUAUUUAACAAUGUUGUAAGUGCAAAGGUCAAGAUGUUAGCAAUUUUUGUUUUUGUUAUUUGUCAAUUUUCUUUUGUUUUAUAUGGAUUAGGUAUUUAAGAAAGAAGUUUAUGUUAAGAAUACUUUAUUUUUAAGAAAUGCAUGCAUACAAAAAAAAAAAAAAAAUUAUAUAUAGCUAAAAAAAAACUCAACAGCUUCCAAUUAUGUUCAUACUAUAUAAGUUUAAAAGCGUUGAAAAAAAAACCCAAAUAAAAUGACUAAAACGACGAAAUAAAUGUGAGCUAUAUUUUGCUAUUAUAUUUUCUAUAACUUGCCUUGGUGUUAUGAAACUUAAUUUGUUUCCUUUUCCCAGAAGCAAUGCUUGGGUUUGCUUUUAUUAAAAGUACAAAGUUAACUUGCUUUUGUAGUUUCAUAUUAUUAUCAGGAUUGAUCUGAGACCGUGUCAUCAAUCAGCCAACUUCCAAUUCAUGUCCAUUCCAAAAAUGGUCCAAUAGUUAAAUAGUUGCUGCCUCAUUAAUGUAUACCAAACAUCUGGUUUAACACAGAAGAGAAAACCCCCCAAAAUAUCAUUUCAAUGUGUUGUUUUUAUCUUUAUACAUGUUUGUUAAGCUUGGGGUUUUUCAGGAAAUCCAUAUGAUUUGCAGAAAAAUUAUUUACAUAUUAAUUCAUCAUAUGUACUAUUUAUUCAUUUGAUUGAGGUCAACUGAAUGUUAUGCUCUGACAAUAAAACAACCUUAAAAGGUAAAAAAAAUAAUAAGACAGCCUAUUUAUUGUACAGGCAAGAAAAUAAAAAUAUAAUGAAAUAAUAUUAAUAUAUAAAUAUAUUAUUUAUGAUCUGGUGUUUGGUUUGAAAUUUUAUUGUGGAUGUUGACGCUUUUAAGCUUGUGGUGGAUACUAAUCAGAGCUGUGUUAUAAGUGAUGCAAUCCAAACAACUUUUGAAAAAUAAAGUUAUAAAGUAAAACUACUACAUUUUUCUCUUUAAAGAAGUUGAGGAUACCCAUUCAAUUGAAAGAUCAGUCUUACUGACUUCAAUAAACUUUACAAGACUUUCUAUGUAUGAUCAAUUUUGGAACUUGGUAGUUGGGAAAAGAUAAAGACCAUAUCACAUGUUUGCAAAAUUUUCAGUAUUGUAUAUUGGGUUAUAAAUUUUCUUUUGAGAAAACUGUAACUUUUUCUGUAUGUAACUGAAUUUAUUUCUGACAUUAUUAUCUCAAUAUGAUUGGUUUAUCUUUUAUUGUUCUAGAAAUACAAAUGAAAUUUUCAUGCUGUUUUUGCCUGUAAUGAAUUCUGUUUCAUGACUAUGGAUAGUAAUGGAAAUUUUAUCUUUAAACAUAUAAAAUACAAUUCUUGACACUUCUGAUGGUUCACCAGUAUAUUUUCAUCCUUUCCCAGGCCUUCAGAUUGAAAAGCCCUGCAUUUAAAUUGAAUAAUAAUGUUAUCAGUAGCAUAAAAAAGUCUUACAAAAAUACCAACUCAAAAGUAAAUUUAACAAGGUGGAAGUCCAUAAAAUCUGACGAUAAUCAAACGUUAGACUACAUAUCAUAUUUAAAGGGUCAGCAUGCAUUGUAAAAAUUUCUAUGUUAUUUUGAAUUGUAUAUAUAUAUAUCUAUAUAUAGGGCCAAACUUAUAUUGUCUCUUAAAUGUUGGAUAGAAAUACUCAUUAUGUCUUAAAACGAAUUAUGUAUGAAAACUUCCUAUUUUUUGUAUUGAGAAGGAUGUCCAUUUUAUAUAUUUAUUUAAAUAUGCAUAUUUUUGUUAUUAUGUUUGUUGUUUAUUGAAAUUGUAUUUACACCAUGCAUAACUGGCAAUAGUAAAGGACGAAUUCAUAACUAUUAAGCAUUUUUAUUGAAGCCAGACAAAAUUUUGAUCUAAAUAUAUUUGACCUAAUGGGACAGUAAUCAAAAGUCAUUGAAUGAAAAAUAUUUUUUAACAUUUGAUUAAAUCAGUUUUGAAAUUAAAAGUACUUUGAUGUACUGAUAUAAAUUUUAGGGACAAUUGUAUAUAUCAAAUCUUCUUUAAACAUGGAAAUAAUCAAUUAAUUUCAGAAAAGCACUUUGGACACACACAAUUUAUGAAGUGUUAUUUUGAUUUUAAAUCCUGUUGUAACCAUGGUGACAACAAUUAUUCUAAAAGUAUAUAUAUAUAAUUUUUAGCCAUUGAACUGCAGACUUACAGGAUGAUAGAAAUUACCAAACUUAACUAUGCAUUGAAGCAGAGUUGCAAAAUCUGUAAGUUCUUUUAAGUCUUAAUAGGUGUUUUUGGCCAGGUUGUAUGAAGUGCAAACACAGCAAAUAACAGUAGUAUAGUGAAUUUCAUUUGUGCAAAAAAUAAAGGGUACGCAUUUUGUGUUGUCAGUUUUUGCUACAGUUUUCAACACCGCACGUUCAGUCUUUCUAGAAUGGUUUCAUAUAGAUUAAAGAAGUGCACCUAAUUUUGUGUACACAUUUGGAGAAUUUAUGAUUUUCCAGAUGGUGAAACUUACUGUAGUUGACCGACACUAAAAGCUCAUAAAACAUAGAAUUCAAAUCCUCAGGAAAAUGUUUUGCCUUACAUUUACUGCAUCCUUUGUUAACAGUAGUUAAUAGUUCAUUCAGACCAUAUCAGGUUGAAUUUUGAAAGUGACAUUUGUCACCUUUCUCUAAACCUUGUGGUGAAGUGCAAUAUAUCGUCUCUUACAGAUUAAUUCCCUACCAUAUCAUAAUAUUGGUGCUUUAACAGUAAAUGUUAAAACAAAGGUUGUUAACUUUUUACUAAUUGUGGAUUCAUUUAUUUAUGUUGAUUUAAUUUUUAGAGUUGGAUAAAAAUUUGCUAUUUUGAAAGUGCAAGUACUGAAUUUUGUUGAAUCAUCAUUUGCUCCUUUCACUAAAAAUAUGUAUUUCAGUGAGUAUUUAAAUUUGUUGUUUUCUCUUAUCCAAGAAAUCCUCUAAAAAUUGAUAUCCUGUUCAUUAUUAAUGAUUCCACAAUAUUUUGUAUUAAUAUUUACCAUUUGAAUUAUUGCCAAUAUUUAUAAAGAAUCUCACUUUCUUUUUGUGAGUUGUGUUUUUUUUUACUCCAGGAUUUACACUAGUCAAACAUUGUCAUAUUGUAAACAAAGUUGAUCAUUCAUAACUAUUUUGAAGAUCAUACAGUAAACAUAUUUGUCAUUUGUUCAGUUAUAUAAAACACAUGCCACCAUUGUUUAUACAUUGCACUGUACAUACAAGAUAUAUUUAAAAUUUGAAUGCAUAAGAAUAUUAUACUUUAACAGUAAGAUUCAAAAAGAUAUACCUUUUUGCAAGAUUAAUGAUAUUUCUAUACUUUCAUUGCAUGAUCUAAUUAAAACUAUUAGAAAAUUAACCAUUUGAUUUUCUGCAAAGUAAUCAACAUAAAGUAUGAUUCAGUGUUAAAUUUUAAGAAAUUUAAAUUUAUAUUAAUGAAUAUAAAAUGUUUUCAAUGUAAGAUCAAAUAGUUCAGAUAAAUUAUAAGUAUGAUAUUUCCUAUGUUAGUAUUAAGAUGAUUUUUUCUUGUAUAUGAUUAUACAUGUACAAAUAAGAUGAAAUAAUCCAGAGGCAGCAAUAACUAACAAGUAUUUAAUAUAAUGCUACUGAAUUCAUUGUUGUGCUGAAAAUUUAUAAAGCAUAUAAUAUUCUUGGAAUAUUUUCUAUUUUAAAAUAAAGCAAAUUCAGUGAAUGCUAGGAACAGCUGUUAUGAAGGAAGGUAUGCAAUACUGGUUUCCAAAUUAAAACCAAGUGUUUGUUUUUUCUUGUGGCUAUUAGGAAAUGUUUUUUUAUGCAACCCAGUAGCUUCCGCAGCUGUCUUUGAAGUAGGCAGCAUUAUAUUUUAGAUUUCUAUCUUAUAAAAUUUGGGUCCUUAAUGCCUUUCAACUUCGUACUUAUCUGGCCUUUAAACUAUUUUUAUUUGAGUUUCCCUAAUGAGUCGUUUGUAGACAGAACACAUCUGACAUACACAAAUAUAGCCUUGUAUCUUCGAUGAGUUUUUUAAUAGACCAUCAAAGAAUUGAAGAAACUCUCCCGUAUCUUGAUAUAUAUAUAUUUAUAUGUAUUAGCACCUGAGAUCUUUAAUUGGUUUAUAUUUAAUAUUUUAACCUUAAGACAUGUAGCAAAAAAAACAGAUUUGUACAGAAGGAAUUUUAAGUUUGCCCAUUCAUACAUGAACACUGAACCAGAGUCUGUCUGCACAUAGUAUUGCAUUAGAAUCUCAGUUAACAAUUUCUUUCAAAGUAAAUUGUUAGAGUAUUAUUUUCAUUUACAAAUUAUCACUUAUUUAUUAUGAAGUCUGUUCUGAGUAAAUUUAGAAAUGUAUUCAGAAAUUAUGAAUGUUAUGGUCAAAAAGUUGUUGUGAUCAUUAAAUUGAUCAGAUAGAUAUAUUUUUGUGGUACUUGUAAUGUAAUUUUGAUUUUGCUAUGGGCAUUGCAUAUUCUGUUAAUAAAGUAUACUGUAGUACACUUUUA